CUUUGCGUGUGGAGCACAGGAGGUUUCUCACUGUUGCUGCAAAGUGUUCACUGCUCGCACUCUGGGAAGAGAGCGAAGAGGAGGGAUGCAGUGAUCUCUGGAUGAUCAUCGGGCCUGUUGCAACCUGUAUUGAAACAACCGAUUUCAUAUGCUCUCUCCUGUCCUCACCUCUCAUAGAACACUGUCUUCUGCAAUAAAGUGAAUGCGUGAGCGUCACUGAUUUAAUUUUUCCCUUCUAGCAGGAAAAGGGCCCUGUUUCCACGGAGGCUUCCAGCCGCGCCGGCGGCGGGGGCGGGGGCGUUGCUGUGCCUCCCCCGGGCCGGCUCGGGCCGCUGCCUGCGGCGGGGAUCGCCCUCGCCGCGCCCCACGCCCCCGGUUAUUGAUGGUGGCGGCCGCCGCCCGCCCCGCGCCUCCCGCCCGCUCCCCCUCUCUCCCCGGCGCUGCCGCAGAGGCUCCACCGCAACGCGAAGCCCACACAGCCGCUCCGGUCCGCCCCUCCUCUGGUCUGUCACGCUCGGCGGCUCCUCCGAGAGGCUCCGCUCGCUCCCUCCCGCAGCUGCACGCCGCCAGCAGGAGCAGCGGCAGCGGGAGCGGAGGGAGCAGCCCCGGCUCUCCGCCGCCUGCCCCCCGGUUGAAUAUUACAGUUUCACUUGUACCUGGGCUUUUUCCACUGAUGUCCAACACCCAAUAGACAUUCCAAACAAUAUUUGGCAGGUACUUUUGCAGCCUAACAGCAGUCCUUCUUUGACACAGGAUGGAGGACACCUACAAGGACAGGACUUCACUAGUGAAAGGGGCCAAAGAUAUUGCUAAAGAGGUGAAGAGGCAAGCAGUGAAAAAAGUUAAUAAAGCAGUUGACAAAGCCCAGGAUGGCUACACACAGAGGUCCUACAGUCGAUUCCAGGAUGAGGAAGAUGAUGAUGAUUACUAUGGCCAAGGAGGAAGUUACGGUGUAGAAGCUAAUGAUGAUGAAGGAUCAAGUGAAGCAACUGAAGGACAUGAUGAAGAUGAUGAAAUUUAUGAAGGAGAGUAUCAGGGAAUCCCCAACAUGGGGCAGGGUAAGGAUGACAUGGCAGCCUUAAGUCAGUCUGUGCGUGAUGAAUACAAGGAUCGUCAUGAACUGGAAACAGAGAGGAAAGCUGAUGAAGAAGAGCUGGCACAGCAAUAUGAAUUGAUAAUACAAGAAUGUGGCCAUGGUCGUUUCCAGUGGGCCCUCUUCUUUGUGCUAGGAAUGGCCCUAAUGGCUGAUGGGGUUGAAGUGUUUGUGGUUGGAUUUGUGUUGCCCAGUGCUGAAACAGAUAUGUGUAUACCCAAUUCUGGAUCAGGAUGGCUUGGGAGCAUCGUGUACCUUGGGAUGAUGGUGGGGGCAUUCUUCUGGGGAGGCUUGGCCGACAAGGUGGGAAGGAGACAAUCACUCCUGAUAUGUAUGUCUGUCAAUGGAUUCUUUGCCUUCCUUUCAUCCUUUGUCCAGGGCUAUGGCUUCUUCCUCUUCUGUCGCUUGUUUUCUGGAUUUGGGAUCGGUGGAACCAUGCCAACAGUCUUCUCCUAUUUUUCGGAAGUGCUCGCUAGGGAGAAACGAGGUGAACACCUGAGCUGGCUCUGCAUGUUUUGGAUGAUUGGUGGCAUCUACGCUUCCGCAAUGGCUUGGGCAAUAAUUCCUCAUUAUGGAUGGAGUUUCAGCAUGGGCUCUGCCUACCAGUUCCACAGCUGGCGAGUAUUUGUGAUUGUCUGUGCACUGCCUUGUGUCUCUUCUGUGGUUGCCCUCACCUUUAUGCCGGAAAGCCCACGGUUCCUGCUGGAGGUUGGAAAACAUGAUGAAGCUUGGAUGAUACUCAAGCAAAUUCAUGACACAAACAUGCGUGCUCGUGGUCAGCCCGAGAAAGUAUUCACUGUUACCAGAAUCAAAACACCUAAACAGAUAGAUGAGCUCAUAGAAAUUGAGAGCGAUACUGGAACUUGGUACAGGAGGUGUUUCGUUAGAAUCCGCACAGAGCUGUAUGGUAUUUGGUUGACAUUUAUGAGAUGCUUCAACUACCCAGUGAAGGAUAAUACAAUCAAACUUACUGCUGUGUGGUUCACCCUGUCUUUUGGCUACUAUGGCUUAUCUGUCUGGUUUCCUGAUGUCAUUAAACAUCUGCAGUCAGAUGAGUAUGCAUCCCGAGUGAAACAUUUCCGCAACGAGGAGGUCUCACAUUUCGUCUUCAACUUCACACUGGAAAAUCAGAUUCACAGCAACGGAGAAUACAUCAAUGACAGGUUUAUUAUGAUGAAGUUUAAAUCAGUAACCUUUGAAGAUUCACUUUUUAAGAACUGUGUUUUUGAAGACAUCACUUCACUGAACACAUACUUCAGGAACUGUACUUUCGUGAAUACCACCUUCUACAACACAGAUCUCGAGCAGUAUAAAUUUGUUGACAGUGAAUUGAUAAAUUGCACAUUUUUUCACGUCAGGACAGGAUGCCAGAUUUCUUUUGAUGAUGACUACAGUGCCUACUGGAUCUACUUUGUUAAUUUCCUGGGAACUUUGGCAGUGUUACCAGGAAACAUUGUGUCUGCUCUCCUGAUGGAUAGAAUAGGACGGUUAACAAUGCUAGGUGGUUCCAUGGUUCUUUCUGGCAUCAGCUGUUUUUUCCUGUGGUUUGGGACCAGCGAAUCCAUGAUGAUAGGUAUGCUGUGCCUCUACAAUGGCCUCACCAUCUCAGCAUGGAACUCUCUAGAUGUUAUUACUGUGGAGCUGUAUCCUACAGACAGAAGGGCAACAGGCUUUGGCUUUCUGAAUGCACUAUGCAAAGCUGCAGCUGUACUUGGAAACCUAAUAUUUGGUUCCCUUGUUGGUAUCACCAAAGCAAUCCCUAUUCUCCUUGCUUCUACUGUUCUAGUAUGUGGAGGUCUGGUAGGACUUCGGCUUCCUGAUACAAGAACCCAGGUGUUGAUGUAAAUGGAAAAAACAUUCACUAUUUAUUUCCUUCUCUGUACAAAUGUCAUUCUCCUGACUGAUGGUGCAAAGGCUUCAGAUUCUCAACACACAGUAGAGUGCACAAAUGUCAGAAAUCAAACCCAAAAGAUAUUUUGAAGUAGCAGAGAUUUAGCAACCUCUGUAUGAAAGUUUUAAAUUUCACUUUUGUUUGCUUGCAUACUUUGUUAUUCAAACCCAUUUCACUUUGAAGUGCAAAGCUACCUCUUACAACAGUUUUGGUGACAUAUCCAAGAAGGUAAAAACCAUACUGAUAAUUAGAUAUUUAAAAUGCAAGCAGUCAGAUUAUUUCAAAAACACAUGGUCAAUUUGGCCGUGGCAUUGUCGGCUUUAGUAACAGUACAGACGUGCAAGUCAGUUACUUAGCAGUAUUGGCGCAGGGAAUGUUAAUGUAUCAAUGCAUGCAGCAUUUAUCAGGAAACUCAACUGAUUGCAUCAGUACUGGGAACAGUGACCUUCUGCAGCUGUGCUUAGGUGAUAAAAACUCAUGGCAAUGACUCUUCCUUGGGAAACAUUUUUAGGCAGAUUCAAUCUAAGCAAAGAUUACUGCACCCCAUACUGACUGAGGAGAAGGCAACAGCAAGUGCAGGGAAUUUAAAGGUCCAUACAGGUAUGCAGCAGAGAGAAUAACAAAGUUAACAUUGUCACUUUUUGCUGCUGAUGCUCCAGAAAACUUAUGUUUUAUUCUCACUUGUGGCAUCUGGAUUUUUUUUUCAUUUAAAACAGUGAAUUUGUCUUCUUCCGGGAAUGAAUAAAUACAAAUAGUUUUGCUGUUGUUAGUAAGAAUAAAGGAAGAACCAGGCCAUUGAACUAUAAGGAUGAUACUUUCAGAGAUUUAUUUAGAAUAUAUAUAUAUAAAGACCUUAAUUACUUUCAUAGUUUCUAUACUUCUUAAUAUAACCAUUUUCUCGGCUAAUUUUUAAUAGUUCCAGAAAUGUCUGACCACUUGAUAUUUUCAAAUGUCUCUUUGAAAAGCCACUAAGAAAUAAGCCAUGGCAAGACUGCAGGGAAUAGUAAUGCUUUUAUUAGACCAAGUGCAUAGAUGGAAAACAAAUGAUAGUAAAUACAUUCUUUCUAUGCUGUGGACUGUUCUGAUUUAUGGAAAAUUCCCCAUCAGUCCUAAUGCUAUGCAAGAAGUUAUGGGACCUCUUUAAAAAAUCAGCAUUACAAAUUUAAUACAGAUACAUUUAUAAAAUCAUCAAAGAAAAGAGGCAGAUCCUCUGAUGACAAAAAUUUGCUUUGCUUUCAGUGGAGCUAAGACAACUUAUAUCUGCUGAUUAACUAUCUGCGGUUUCAAGUGUGAAAUAACAAAUUUUCUAUAAAACAUAUGGAAAAUUUUAUUCAGUAUUUUUUUCUCAUUAUGUCUGACAGCAUUUAUUAGAUAGAUGAAUCAUUGCCAAGCAACUAAGCUUUCAAAUAAGGUCAUCAUAUAAUAAGCCAGACCUUUUUAAAUUGAUUUUUCUCUUGUUCUUAGAUGUGAACUUGGAUUUAGGUAGUAAUAUGGCGCACUGCAGUCUUUAUCAGUCAUCAUCGUUGUCAUAUUGAAAGAAUCAGUAAAGAUAGAUCAUUCAACGUAUUCAUAGUUCACUGUUUAAUCUAUUGAUUUUAGAAGUGACAUUUUCAGUUACUAACAAAUGCCUCUGCUACACAUUGUAGCACAAAAAGUCUUAGCCCAAGAUGCUGUUUUCUCCUACGAAAUGAGAAAAUUGGCAGAAUUUAAAGAGCAUGAGUAUGGAAAACUAGGGGACAUUAUUUUGAUGUUGGUCAUUUAAAAAAAAAGUUUAGCAAGUGUGUUUAUUUUGGAGUUUUAAGAUGAAGAUAUUUGAGAAUACAUAUUUUUAUGUUUAAAUCUGACUUUGACAUGACUCUUAAAUUUCUAAACUAUUCUAAUAAAUGAGGAAGAACUCAUUUCACUAAGGUCUAGAAAAAAAUUCUGGCCUUAGUUUUGCAUCUGUGGCCUUUUUUCCACCAAUCAUAGCCUUAAUAUUAUUUAAGGCUGUUUUCUACAAUUAAUAUUAUAUUUGAGCCAUUUUUCUCUGUGCAAUUCAUUAGUAGCACAUGUUCAACUACUUGCACAUACUGCACAAGUUAUUUUGAAAUCUGAAGCCUCUGUACAUAUUUGGAGUAAACACCAACAACAAUGGUAAAAUAUUGCUUUGUCUUGCACUGUCCUCUUGCAGUAGUAUAUUCUGUCCAUCUCUGCAUGUAAUUCCUGUAACACUCACAUGCAGCACUUCAUACCUUCUGACCAGCUUGAAGGAAUUGGGUCACAGAAAAAAAGUAUUCAGCAUCUGAGGGCUAUGAUUCAAGUUUAACACUCUAAAUCUCCAACAUGUAAAAUUAUGUUGAUUUCAGUGUUGGUCUUAACAUAAAUCCUGACUAUAUCAUAGGUCUGUGAUUAAGUCUGGAUGAAAUGAAAUGUAGCAACAACAGGAAUUAGCAGAGAUUUUUAAAAAUGGACACUGCAUGGUCCAGAAUGAUAAUGUUCUGAGGUAGAAAAAAGAAAAAGGAAUAGUGGGUAGGAACUGGGAGAAUAAGUAAAUUAAAGAGAUGGACAAAGAAAGAGAACAAGAAUAAUUCCAAGAUAUGAAACAAAACCAAAAGUUAGAAUUUUCCUAGAUGGCAAGCUGGCUGGCUCAACAGAUUUGAGCUAGUGUGCGUGCCAACAUCAAAGUUGUUUGAAUAUUCAAUAGUUUUUGCUUGAGCACAGUAAAGAUUUAUCUCAUAAAGACAAAAAAGUGAAUGCAAUUUCACACUAUAAAUAACUUUGUGAGAUAGGUGAAAUCCACAGACGGGAACAGACAUCUGAACACAAAUGUUACUCACACUAUAAGUAAUUUGACUGGUCUUCAGCAAUUCUGUCUUUUCUUGCAGCCUCCAAAGCAAUCACAGGUAAUAAAUAUUGAACAGAAGGACCUGCACUUUCUUUCUAUGUCUAUUCACUUAUAUGUCACACAGAGAAUCACUUAGUGGCAUGGCUAGAUUCCUAAUAUACCAGACAGAAGCAAACUUGAUGGCAUUUGUGUAUUACAGUUAUAAAACCUAUGUAAUCAAAACUGCUUAUUUGUCUGUUUUGGUCACAGACACAGAACUGACUGACUGCUAACUAGAAAUCCUUGUCAGUCUAAACUGAAGUAGGAUAUAACAUCUAGGAAUUUUCUGUGCAGCUGAAAAAGCUCAUCUCAUCAAGCAGAAAUGACAAAAAGCACAAUGACCCCUGAAAACAUAUAAGACUCAUGGCAUUUAGAAUGCUAUUAACCAUAACUGUCAAAUAUUUUGAAAUUUGGAAACUGUCCACAAAAGAGACCACAUGUUUUCAUUUUUGGCAAGGAAAUUUUAUUUGAAUUAGUUUCACUCCUUACAGGUUGUGUAAUAGUAGAACUUGAUUUAGCAGACUCUAAUUUCUUGAAAGCAUCUUAUUUACCGUAGUAGUACUCUUUAACCAGCCUGGUUAUGUCCAUGCUAGCAUCCUGCUGCUUGGAAGCAUGCGCUACAACAUUUGGGAACCACUGCAUCGGUUGUUGAGUACAGGCUCCUAAAAAGGGAGCUAGGAAUAGAUUCAUAAUGGAGCACUCAACAUUGGUAAUUAAUGACCUACUGGGAAGCCUUCUUCCUCUUAGCUUGAUUUUAACCAGUUCCCUUACAGAGUUGUAUAGUACAAAAGCUGAGCAUUGAUGAAAAAGAGUUACCCCUCCUUCCUGAUGGCUCCAGUAGUCUACUUGUCCUUUAUCAUUUUAGGAAUAUGGAUCAAAGUUAAGAUUGCUAACUCAAGCUCUGCUUUCCAAAUUACUUUUCUUGCUAGGGGGACCAGCCUUAAAGAAAAUUAAAACUCUCUCACCUGCUUCUGAACAUUCAGUAAGAAUUUCCAUUACAUAUCUUUUGCAUUUUGGUUAUAACUUUUUAAAACAGUAUGUAAAGAAGCUUUAGAAGUCCUUCUGUGGGUGAAUCUCACCUUUUGAGACAGCCAGGCUCCACGUUUACCUGAAGGCUGACCUAAUAAAAGGAGAGGUGUCUUCUCAGAAUAGCGCCUGUUGAUCUCCUGAUUUGAGGGAAUCCUCUUGCCUGUGCACCUAGCUCAGCUCCAUUUGGAGGAAAAUUAUAUUUUGUAUUCUUUUUUUCUUUUAUCUACCACUGUGGAGCCUUACCUUUGUGUAACUGCUCUUGAGGCACAAUGCCGGAUACCAAUUCUCGGCAAAGUAAUAUAGUCCUCAGUCCCUCAUAUGGACAGCCUCUGUGUGCUAGGCUUUAGCUUUCUUCCCAUUCUGAGUUUUAAAUUAAUCUUCAUUGGUCAGAGAAAAAUGUUUACAUCCAGUCACACCUCUUUACCUAAACAAGAUGAUAUCAUGCUAAUACAACCUACAAGCCAUGUUUCCUGUUUAAUAACCUGGAAAUGCAAUUGAAAUUUCAAUUGUAAUGUUAAAAAAUGAAUCUUUGCACUCAGGGGGUCAAAGACACAAGAAGUAAAAACAGAAAUGUUCCACAUCCGCUGGUGUUUUGAAAGAAAACACAUGUUCAGUAAUCAUAUUCCAGAAGAAAACACAUCUGAGAGGCUGCUUUCUAUAUUUCCUGCCUUCUUGUUCAUUAAACUUACAGUAAAAUAUUAGGUAUUUGCCUGCAUUAGUACUUUCAAAUGCUGCAAGUUGAAAAAACACAGCAUGAAAAUACAGACUUCUGCUUGUACUUUCAAGGUAAGACAUGGUUCAGGUAAUAAUGUGAUAUUAGAAGAGACAUGUUAGCCAGAAAAUCUGGAACUCAGUUCAAAACAUGAACUAAAUGGAAAGUAUCAACUUAUAAUACUACUUGCAGAUCUCACUUACCUUCAUUUAACCUCACGUAGUCUACAACCAGUCCAUUUGCUGCUAUCAGCUUCAUUUGCUUUCUUCCAAUAAUUUCAGCAACUGCGGCAAAAUAUAUUUAGAUUCUCUAUCAUUAGGCGCCUUUUUUUUUAAUCCCACCCUAGCUGUAUAAGAUUGAUAUAUAAAAAAACAGAAGAAAGAUAAAUUGGGCCUGAUUUAUUUACUUUUCUUAUUAAACAUUUUGUUGAAUUAUGUACAAAGAUGCUGGCCUAUAAUAGGGAGUUCUAGGCCUUUGAAUACAUUCUGUGAAACUCAAAAUGAACAAAGCAGUAAUUUUCAGCAGUCUCUUCCCACAACAUACACAUGAGUUACAUUUAAUAGGACCAAAACACUUAGGGAAAAGUACAGUGCUUUCUAGGGUAAACAAUCUAUUCUCUUUGACAAAGGUCUAGAACACAUUGCUCGCUCCGGACCAGUACACAGUCUGAUAACUAAAGAUUGGAGAUUACAUAACAACAGGAGCAUUUGGGUGAGGAUGACCUGGCAUGAAAGUAUUGUUCUUUCCACCCAGGGUACUCAUGAGUAUACAUUUUAAUGACACAUAACCAAGAUGAUUUGUAGACACUUGUCCCUACUCUGGCCAUCAACACAUUUGAGUUGAAGCCAGACAUACCAGCCCACAAGUGAGAGAGAAAGUGAGAGAGAAAAAGAGCUGGCAGGCACUUUCAGCACUCUCUCCCACAGCUAGCCACCUAAGUUCAUUUCUCUUGGAUCCUAAGGAUCUGGUUUUUUGCUUAGCUUUCUACUUUCUAAUUUUGGACACCUACCACUUGCCAUUCAGUUUUCACAAGCAAUCACAACCAAGCAAGCUGAAGCUGCUGUAAUGCUAAAGGACAGCGCUCACAGCUCAUUGCAAAUGGAGUACUCUGCAAGAGUCCAGUGUCAUAUGUGUUGUUCCAGUUUCAUUUGUUGUCAAGCGAUAGAGUUGUUGGCUAGCACUUCUCCUGUACAAUUCUGCAUGUAUUCUUAUCUAUAAGUCAUGUCCUCUGUCCUCUUAAUGUCUGCCUUGUAUGACCACAUGUUUGCCAAUCCCCCACUGGCUAUGUGAUAAAAAUAUUUUGUGAAUCUUACAUGGGUCUGUCUUACCCAGUUAAAAAGAAGAGGGUUAGGAAAAAUACUGAAACAGAAUCAAAUUAAAUGUAAACAAUGAAGAGUAAUAGUUCAAGAAAUAGGCUUCAAUUAUUUUUAUUUUUUCAGAUGUUUUCUUCAAAUCCUAGCCUGAAGCUAUAUAAUAUUGCAUAUUGUAAAGAAAUAGUACACAGUUAGAAGUGAACACAUAUGUAGGUGAGUGGACACACACAUCUCUAUAACACAGAUGAAUCUUAAACUUUCAAGUCAUGUUCUCAUCUCUUUCUCCAUGACAGUGUUACUUUCUUCAUUGUGCAUUAUGUUUUGAACACAAAUAACAUCCUGCUCCAUUCCUUUUGCAGAAACCUUUACUUAUUCAUGUGCAAAAUUGUUGGGAUGCCAAGAGUCAUCUCAACUGGCCCUUAGCUUCCAGUCAUUGGAAGGGGAUUCCUGAAAUGAUCUGUAAAAUGAACUUUGACUUGGCUGUUGCCUUCCCCUGUCUGCCCAGCCCACCCUCCUUCCCCAUCACACUGUGCCAAACAUCAAAACAGCACAUCAUGCAAAGGCACUGGUGUUCCAGUGGCUAGGAGACACAGUACUCUCAGAUACAUAAACUCCUAAAAGCUAUAAAUUUUGUCUUAUUCAACCAAAAGGCCUUCAAAAUGGUCCAUGGGGAUAUCAACAUGCUAAUUUCUGUGUAAUGUAUGAGAAAAUGUAUGUGAUAUUCUGUAUUGUAUGUUUUUCAUUGUUUCUGCAUAUAUGGCUGCUGCUGUUCUAGUGAUGUGGUUAAAGAAUUAUCUGCUACUGUUCUUAUCAGCAAUUUUUGACCAGCCUGAAACAGAGCCAUUGCCAGGGUGUUUUUCAAUUAAUGAUUAACACCCAUGAAGAUCUUCUACAGUAAUUAGUGCCAUAUAAAGUCAUGGAUACUAUAAAUGAAGCCAAUCUAGGGUGAAAAUAGCCGCACAUACCCACCGACCAGUGACAGUGGAAAGAGCUCUUCCAAAAGCUCUGGCAUCUGCUACAUUUCUUCUUUGCUCUUUUCAGGAUGUUCACUCUCUGAAGUAUUCUUCCUCUGGUAGGGGACAUGCACUCAUGCUACAGAAGUAAGAAAGCAGAAGAAAGGGCAUAUUCCCUUCACAUGAAAGAACGUAUGUUUGCUAUAGGAAAGCCAGCUCUAUAAUAACAUUAAAACAAGCAAACCAUCCAACCCAAGCAGCUUGCGACUCUUUUUUAUCCCCAUGUCUCCUUUGAGUUGAUAAACUAAAUACCAGUGCUUACGAAACCUUUGGGAGGAGGCUAAGAAAGGCUUAUAUGAUAGUUCUUUUGGAAAGGAGGAGACCUUUCCAAUGAGUAAACACAUGCAAUGAAUGAAACCGUAGCAUAGUGCUUCUAAUUGUGAACACAAACAAGCAGUUUUAAGUAGAAAAGUAUCACUCAAAUCUAUAGCAGCAGUAGAUAGUACUACCUUUUAUACAGAAAUGUGUAAACAUAGAUUAAAAUCAAUGGCUUGGGAGAAAACGGAGAAUAUUUGAAGAGCUGCUUCAAAAACACAACCUCCCAUCAUCUCUUUUGGACAAACCUUUUAGUACUUUCCUGUUCCUUCCUGCUACCAAUCAUCCUAAUAUGGUGACUGAUUCUUUUAGUGCCUCACUAAUGAAAUGAAAGGCUAAAUUGACAUUUGCUCCUAACAAAAAUUGAGAGCAGGCAUGAAAUUAGCACUGUAGGAAAGCUAGCUCAUUUAUAAGAAUUUAAAAAAUGCCACAAGCCGCUAGUGUCUGCCUGCAUUUAUUGUCCUCCAAGUGGUUUAGGAUCCUACAGAGUGUUACAUGUCAGAAGCUUUGUAUGUGUAAUCUGAUCUCUAUUUAAAUCAGUGAAGCAAUUUUUUAGGGUCAGGAGCUUUGUCUUUCAAAUAUGAGAGGUAUAUGACUGUAUAUACUGCCAUGCUGGAAUUUCUAUUGUGAGAGAAAUGUGUUUUUUCAGCCCUUUUUUAGGAUGAAUAAUUUUAGCCUUGUUUUUCCUAUGAAUGUAGUGCUUCACAAACAUUAGAAGGAUUUCAGUACCAAUGCUAUAAGCUAAGUGAAUCAACUGGCAACUUCUUUUAAUCAUUUUCUACAGAAUAUUGUAUUAAAAACCCAAAUUAAACUUUAAAAAAUGCUGUAUUACCUUCAGCUGCACAACAUUGUGACAACUAAAUUGUAUCUCAUGUUUGCCCUCAAAUAUAUGCAGGAAUAUACCAUACAAAAUUAGAUGUUUUUUUUAAAUGGGCAGUUUCCAUUGCAGUGUAAUGACAUAUGUGCAGAAGUCAGGUAUCAAGGACGAGGUACAGAAAGUAGGGCUCUUGGUCUUCACUGCAACUUACUGGUAUUGUAAGGCUACUGACUUUCUCAAAAACUUGUUCCUUUUUUGUUUUCACUGCAAUUUAUUGGCAUUGUCAUUGGCAUCUUCUUAAAAACCUGAUAGCAUUUUCUAAUGCUAAGCAACAGAAGGAAAAAUAUGUUCUUUCCUAGUUUUUACAGUUAUUUCCUGUCCCCAGUUUCUGCUUCUAAACUUCCACUCAAAUUUCCAGCUGCUCUCAGCCAACUGGCCGUACCAUUUUUCAAGCAGUCUUCAGUGAACAAACACACCGAUAUGUCAGUGGUCAUGUGUUGUCAAGAAAAUCAUUACCAUUUCUGACAAUCUCCAUUUCUCAAUGCAAGGUAACAUGUACAUAUUGUAAAUACGGGUAAGAAGCUACUUUAAAGUUGAAUUGCCAUUUGAACAUGGGAAUUUGACUUCAGAUCUGCUAAUCUGCACCAAGAUCUUGGCAAUGGUCCUGACUUCUCUGUUUCUUUCUUUAUUUGUUUCCUUUACUGCUGUGUGCGCCUGGGAAGCAGGUUACAGUCAUCACUAUUGUAUCUAUGUGUUUGCAUGUGUGUGCCUUGAUAAAUUCUCUCUUUUGGAGUUCUGAAUUUUUCAUUUCAAGUCCAGCUGGUACAAUUGUGAACUCAUCUUUCCAGUAUCUUCAUCUGUGUAGAAUUGCCAGCUUCCAAAAUGUUUGACCAAGUGUUUUGAUUAAGUCCUCUGAGGAAAGCUGUCUGUAUAUUUGUGAAAGGGCAUGCUCUGUGUAGGAUGACUGUGUACAGUAUAAAUCUAUAAAAUGUGGAAGUGUUUAUAAAUUUAUCUGCAAAAUAUUUAUCAUCUGUGAAACAAAUGCAAAGUUAUUUAGUGUACAUCAGAUUAAUAAAUGGGGAUGAUUUUUUGCUCUGCUAUAUUAAAAUAAAGAUAUGUUCUCUGCAAUGAAUACA
Messenger RNA from Zonotrichia leucophrys gambelii, 12182 nucleotides. RefSeq names its product synaptic vesicle glycoprotein 2C (gene SV2C). Gene Ontology annotation, molecular function: transmembrane transporter activity. The record is from RefSeq and is a predicted model, not a curated record. Lineage: Eukaryota; Metazoa; Chordata; Aves; Passeriformes; Passerellidae. Bases 755 to 2938 code for a protein of 727 amino acids. The transcript is spliced from 13 exons. Gene Ontology annotation, cellular component: synaptic vesicle membrane. Gene Ontology annotation, biological process: transmembrane transport; chemical synaptic transmission.